This is a messenger RNA of Cetraspora pellucida, 401 nucleotides long. The record is from the annotation of a GenBank genome assembly. NCBI's taxonomy places the organism in Eukaryota, Fungi, Glomeromycota, Glomeromycetes, Diversisporales, Gigasporaceae.
GAGAUAUUGAACAGAUAUAUGAUUUAAUUGAUAAGACAUUUGGUCAUAAUUUUAUUACGAUUAAUGAUCAAUCAGAUUUUAAUUUGAAAAAUAAUCAUGAUUCUUAUACAUUAGUCAUUAAAGAAUUUGUACAAAAAAAAUGGGACAUUAAUUUUUAUCUUACUUUUAAUAAUAGACAUGAUCAGAUUAUUUUUUUCAUUACACAAUAUGAAGUUAAUGAUUGGAGAAAAAAUUUUGGUCCAUUAUAUUACAGAAAUAAUGAAAAAAUAUUCAAAGAGAAAAUUACUUGGAGAAUAGAGCAAUCUAUCUUGUUAAAUCUUAAAAACAUGCAAGAUUCAGAGAUCGAAACUAUUUUAGAACUUAAAUUUAACAAAUUAUUAAAUAAAACUAUUUCUAACUAG